Messenger RNA from Prorocentrum cordatum, 615 nucleotides. The record is from the annotation of a GenBank genome assembly. NCBI's taxonomy places the organism in Eukaryota, Dinophyceae, Prorocentrales, Prorocentraceae.
AUGCGGGACAGGAAGAGGAAAGACGACGAGGCAGAGACGGUCGUAAAGGCGAACAGCAAAGUCUUCAAGGACGAUGUCCUGAAGCUCGGCAAAGAGCUCGGGGUUGACAACACGAUGCUCGUUGUUCUCGCCGAGGGCGCCAAGAAGCCCAAGGAGGCGCGGAGCGCUUUCGAGGAGAGCAGCUUCGAGAAUAUCUCCACAGCGUUCACCAGCCACGUCCAGGACUUGGCCGGGAAAAUCCAGGAGGGUGAGCCCGCCAAGGCGGCGCGGGCCCAGGCCGUGGGCGCAGCCAAGGCCGCCCUCGAGGAGGCGGCGAAGCACAAGGCUGACGCAGACGCCGCGCUCGACGCCGCCAAGGCGGCGGAGAAGGCGGGCGCUGCGGCUCUGAAGGCGGCGGAGAAGGCCGUCACUUCGUGGUUGGCCGACACGAAGAAGCUCAUGGACAAGUACGACGCGGCUGUGGUGCAGUGCGACGAGUUCACCGCCGUACUGGGUGCCUUCGAGACGCUUAAGGAGCUGGAGCCCCCGCCGCCGCCGGCCGAGGAGCCGCCCGCCGAGGUGCCCGCUGCCGGGGAGGCGGCGCCCGCGGAGGAGGCCUCCGCGGCGGCGGCCUGA